Folsomia candida is the source of this 1091-nucleotide messenger RNA. RefSeq lists its product as uncharacterized. The transcript has 2 exons. The record is from RefSeq and is a predicted model, not a curated record. Bases 224 to 793 code for a protein of 189 amino acids. NCBI's taxonomy places the organism in Eukaryota, Metazoa, Arthropoda, Collembola, Entomobryomorpha, Isotomidae.
UAUGCAUGUACAUACAAAUGCCAUGUUUCACGUCAAGGAUAAAUAAAUUCUGCAAUUAAGAUUACAAAAAGGUACAUAAAUAUGUAUGUAAAACUCCGAGAUAAAUAAUUGUCCAGUUAACUUUUCCCCUUUUGAUUGUUAACAUCUAAAUAAAAAUUUCUUCACGUUACUCAAGUUCAUCCUGAAAAAAUUAGCAGGAAUCUAUUUGAAAUCUGCAAGGAAAAUGAAGAUAUUCCCUCCAAUGUGUCUUCUCGGAAUUUGCAAUUUGUUUCUGGGACCAAUAAUUAUCGUGCAGGGAAUCUUGCCAGAACUUUCCGGUUACCUGGUGAAGCUGAACGCCAACGAAGACAUCAUGGAGAUCGUUCAGGAAUAUGUCCCGGUUUUCGUCGCUCAUUUCUGUAUGGUCGUCUGCUGCGUUAUUUCGGGAAUAUGUGCAAUUUCUACGUCCUGCCUGGGCGCCGGCAGGUCAGUGAUCACAUUCGCAAAGGUGGCGAAUUUCUUCUCAAAACUGUUAGUCUGCCUGGUCGUGGUGUUUAUAUUUUACAACUGGGAUCCGAUGGAUUGGAGGACGUGGGACGGAUUUCCGAGGACAUGGGGGUCGAUCUCCUUGCCCACCCCGACAUGCUUUUAUUGUUUCGUGGUGCAAUUUUGUUUUGUGAUACUGUGUACUCAAUUAAUUACUGAGAAACAAAAUGAGGCGCAAAAUGUGGUAACGGUGAAAAAAGUUGAGAAGAAAGCAGGCGGAAAUAAAAAUAAAGGGAAGAAUAAAGGUCAAAAAAGAAGGAGGGAUUGAUUUCUGAAGAAAUUUAUGUACGUAUUUAUUUGUGACGGGAUAAGUAAAUAUUUCAGUUUGAUCGUAUGAUUUAUGAAAGUAAGGAGCGUAUGAAUGUAAUUAUUUAAAUCGUGUGUAAUGUAAAUACAUUUAAUGGAAAGUAAUAUUCCGUAAAUAAGCUUAUUUUAUAACGAUGGUUCAAAAAUCUGUAUUCGUGUAUUAAUUAAGCAAUUAUUUAAUCAUCUUAUUUUAUAUUUCGAUAGUGUAAAGUCGAGUAAAAAACUGUGUAAAUAUAUGCCUUUUGCUAAUUGUACCAGAA